Triplophysa rosa is the source of this 8524-nucleotide messenger RNA. It is a transcript of the gene usp24, whose product is annotated as ubiquitin specific peptidase 24. Gene Ontology annotation, biological process: protein deubiquitination. Gene Ontology annotation, cellular component: nucleus; cytosol. The coding region runs from base 173 to 8047 and encodes 2624 amino acids. Gene Ontology annotation, molecular function: protein binding; cysteine-type endopeptidase activity; cysteine-type deubiquitinase activity. The record is from RefSeq and is a predicted model, not a curated record. The transcript is spliced from 67 exons. NCBI's taxonomy places the organism in Eukaryota, Metazoa, Chordata, Actinopteri, Cypriniformes, Nemacheilidae.
UCCGGCUUCACUCAGGCCUGGUGUGGCCCGCUCUGCUGCUCUCUGACUGUGAGGGGGAAUCCAUCGUGACAGGAUACUAGCAGCACCAGCGACUGUAAACAUGGCGGCAUGCACAGCCAGAUGCCUGUGCUACAUGCCCCCUUACUGAAGCCCCGAUCAUAGACACACUUCCAUGAUGGAGACAGAGGAGGAGCAGCAUAUGACCACGCUGUUAUGCAUGGGCUUCCCAGACCCGGUAGCCAUCCGGAAAGCCCUGCGCCUGGCCAAAAACGACAUCAACGAGGCUGUCGCGCUUCUCACCAACGAAAGCCCGGGACUCGGAUACGGCUACGAGCCGAUGGAGAGCGGCCCUUCCCCGGGCUCCGGUCUCAGCGGGGAAGGCGAGAACAGCGGGCGCACGGGGACCGGGGGGUUUGAUCCUCCGCCUGCGUAUCACGAUGUCGUGGAAAGUGAGAGAAGUAAUGAUGAAAAUGGGAACUGUUCUGGGAACUCUAUAGAGUUUCCUACCACUAAUCUGUAUGAGUUGGAGAGCAGAGUGUUCACUGACCACUGGUCCAUCCCAUACAAGAGAGAGGAAUCGCUCGGGAAGUGUCUCAUCGCCUCCACCUGUCUGGCCAGAAUGGGCUUGGCUGAUGCAGAUGAGAAUUGCAAGAGGUUCAUUGACAGAUGUAUGCCUGAGGCCUUCAAGAAGUUGCUGACGUCAAGUGCUGUGCACAAGUGGGGGACAGAGAUUCACGAGGGCAUCUACAACAUGCUGAUGCUGCUGGUGGAUCUCGUUGCUGAGAGAGUCAAACUGGACCCCAUACCCAUCGGCCUCUUGGGAGUUCUUACUAUGGCUUGUAACCCUGACAAUGAGUAUCACUUUAAGAAUCGGAUGAAGGCGUGUCAGAGGAACUGGGCUGAGGUGUUUGGAGAGGACAACAUGUUCGCUGUAUCUCCAAGCUCCAGCUACCAGAAGGAGCCUCACGGCUGGCUGGUGGACUUAGUGAAUCGGUUUGGAGAAAUGGGAGGUUUCACAGCCAUUCAGUGCAAGCUCAACCAGGAAGAGAUCGAGAUAGGGUGUGUAUCAGCUCUGGUUCAACCGCUCGGUGUGUGUGCAGAAUACCUCAACUCCAGCCUGGUGCAGCCCAUGCUGGACCCAGUCAUCCAUAAGAUGAUAACAUAUGUGCAGAAUCUUGAGGAAAAAGACCUCAAAGACAAGCGAUUGGUGAGUAUUCCCGAGCUCUUGUCGGCUAUUAAGCUCCUCUGCAUGCGUUUCCAGCGGGAGCUGGUGAACGUGGUGGAUGAUCUACGGCUGGACAUCCUCCUGCGAAUGCUCAAGACCCCUCACUUCAGUGCCAAGAUGAACUCACUUAAAGAGGUUACCAAACUCAUUGAGGAAAGCACUGUUUCUAAGACUGUGAAGAAUGCCAUUGACACUGAUCGACUGCUGGACUGGCUGGUAGAAAACUCUGUGCUCUCAAUAGCUUUGGAAGGAAACAUUGACCAGGCCCAGUACUGUGACAGAAUUAAGGGAAUCAUUGAGCUCUUGGGCAGUAAGCUCUCAUUGGAUGAACUCUCCAAAAUAUGGAAAAUACAGGCUGGUCAGUCGUCCACUGUGAUCGAGAACAUCCACACAAUCAUCGCUGCUGCCGCUGUCAAGUUCAACUUCGAUCAGCUCAGCCACCUCUUCGUCCUCAUACAGAAAAGCUGGGAGGUUGAAAGCGAUCGUGUCAGACAAAAGCUUUUGAGUCUGAUUGGACGGAUUGGCAGAGAAGCUCGAUCCGAGGCCACCACAGGAAAGGUGUUGGAGGUAUUGUGGGAAUUGGCCCAUCUCCCCACCCUUCCCACUACGCUGGUACAGCAGGCUCUUGAGGAACAUCUCACCAUCCUCAGUGACGCAUACGCCGUUAAAGAAACUGUCAAGAGGAACUACAUCAUCAAAUGCAUCGAGGAUAUCAAGAAGAUACAAAUACAGGAGGAUUCAAAGUCUCCCAGCGAGACACAGGUCUCUUUUCUUACUGGCACCUGGGGCAGGAAGAAACCGAGCUCAUUGGCUAAAUCGUCUCAGCAGAGUAACCCUCAGACAGUGUGGGUGGUUCCAGCCUUACGACAACUUCAUGAGAUUACACGAUCCUUUAUCAAACAGACCUAUCAGAAACAGGACAAGAGUAUAAUCCAGGACCUUAAGAAAAACUUUGAGAUUGUGAAGUUGAUCACAGGGUCACUGGUGUCCUGUCAUCGUUUGGCCAUGUCCGUCGCUGGAUCCAACGGUCUGUCGGGGUCCACGCUAGUGGACGGGCGAUACUCCUAUCAGGAGUAUUUGGAGGCUCACUUGAAAUUCCUCGCGUUCUUCCUUCAAGAGGCCAGUCUGUACCUGGUCUGGAAUAGAGCCAAAGAGAUCUGGGAAUGUUUGGUGUCCGGCAUGGAUGUGUGCGAACUUGAUCGAGAGAUGUGUUUCGAAUGGUUCACUAAAGGACAACAUGAUCUGGAGAGUGACGUUCAACAGCAGCUUUUUAAAGAGAAGAUCCUUAAGCUGGAGCCUUAUGAGAUCACUAUGAACGGGUUUAACCUUUUCAAGACCUUCUUUGAGAACGUGAACCUCAGUGACCACCGUCUCAAACGGCAGGGAACCCAACUGUGUGUGGAGAGGUUGGAUUUGGCUGGGAUGGAUUUCAUAUGGAGAAUCGCGAUGGAGUCUCCGGAUGAGGACAUCGCCAAUGAAGCCAUACAGCUCAUCAUCACCUACAGUUACAUAAACCUCAACCCCAAAAUGAAAAAAGAUUCCGUUUCCUUACACAAGAAGUUUAUUGCUGACUGCUAUAAGAGAUUGGAGGCUGCUAGCUCUGCGCUGGGCGGCCCGACCCUCACGCAUGCUGUUACCCGGGCAACCAAGAUGUUGACUGCCACUGCUAUGCCAACAGUCGCUACAUCAGUACAAUCUCCAUCCAGGUCCAGUAAGCUGGUGAUCAUUGAGAGACUUCUGCUGUUGGCAGAACGCUAUGUUAUCACAAUAGAGGACUUGUAUUCAGUUCCUCGGACCAUUCUACCUCAUGGAGCAUCUUUCCACGGCCAUCCUGUUACACUUCACGUCACAUACGAAUCUACCAAAGACACAUUCACCUUGGAGGCCCACAGCAAUGAGACUAUAGGCAGCAUCAGAUGGAAGAUCGCAGAGCAGCUCAGCUGUCCGGUGGACAAUGUGCAGAUAUUUGCCAAUGACAGCAUGCUGACGAUGAAUCGUGACCAGAAGCUGUUAAACCAGCUGGGUUUCUCUGAUGAGCAGAGUUUGACGGUGAAGAGCUCAGGAACAGGAACUCCAUCGGGCAGCUCAGCGGACAGCUCGGCCUCGGCAAGCUCCAGCAGCAGCGGGGUCUUCAACUCGGCGUACGCUCUCGAACAGGAGAAAUCUCUUCCUGGUGUCGUGAUGGCACUGGUGUGUAAUGUCUUUGAGAUGCUUUAUCAGCUGGCCAACCUAGAGGAACCCAGAAUAACUUUACGCGUGAGGAAGUUGCUGCUGCUCAUCCCGACUGACCCGGAAGUGCAGGAUGCCCUUGAUAACUUUGUGCCAAAAGAGUCCAGCGUCUGGAGUCACCAGAAAACUCUGUUUACACUCGGCUCAGGUUCUCAGGCCUCCAAGUCUCCAUCUCUGUCCAGUAAACAGCAGCACCAGCAGAGUGCAGCGUCCAUCCUGGAGUCUCUCUUUCGUUCAUCCGCUCCGGGCAUGUCCACAUUCAGAGUGCUUUAUAAUUUAGAGGUGUUAAGCUCCAAACUGAUGCCCACAUCUGAUGAUGAAAUGGCAAAAACCAGUGUGAAAUCUUUCUGUGAGAACUUUCUCAAAGCUGGAGGUCUCAGUCUGGUGGUGAACGUCAUGCAGAGAGACUCAGUCCCAUCUGAGGUGGACUAUGAGACCAGACAGGGAGUCUAUUCCAUCUGCCUGCAGUUGGCCAGGUUUCUGCUGGUAGGGCAGGCUAUGCCCAGUAUCCUUGAUGAGGAGUUGAGCAAGGAGGGUCUGGAUACUCUGUCCUCUCGGCCAUUCCGCAACGCCGGGCGGCAGAGUGGGCGUCAACUCUCCGUCUGUGGAACUCCAGAAAAGUCCUCCUACCGACAAGUGUCUAUGUCCGACAGAUCCUCGAUACGAGUCGAAGAAAUCAUACCGGCUGCCCGUGUCGCCAUACAGACAAUGGAGGUUGGAGACUUCACAUCCACGGUAACGUGUUUCAUGCGGCUCACCUGGGCAGCAGCCGCUGGCCGAUUGGACCUAGUCGGCAGCAGCCAGCCAAUAAGAGAGACCACCAACUCUCUUCUACCGCUGGGCGUACGUAGCAGGGUUAGCAGCACAGGCAGUAACUGCAGUUCAGGGAGUGAAGGCGACAUCACGUCCCUACAGGCGGGGAUAUGCGUCAAACAACUGUCUGUGUCCAUCAAAGACACCAUCAUCGCACGAGAGGCGCUUUCUUUACUUGUCACGUGCCUUCAGCUUCGCUCCCAACAACUCUGUUCGUUUUACUCUUUGCCAUCUGUGAACGAUUUCAUUAUUGAUAUUCUGCUGGGGUCGCCCAGUGGUGAGAUCCGUCAUGUGGCGUGCGAUCAGCUAUACACCCUGAGUCAGUCGGACACUUCGGCGUACCCUGAUCUCCAGAAGCCCAACCUCUUCCUGCUGAAGGUGGUUCUGACAGCCCAACUUCCUCUCUGGUCCCCCACCAGCAUCAUGAGGGGCAUUAACCAAAGGUUGCUUUCGCAGUGCACAGAGUAUUUUGACCUGAGGUGCCAACUCCUGGAUGACCUGACUACGUCAGAGAUGGAGCAGCUUCAGAUCAGCCCGGCGGUCAUGCUGGAGGACGAGAUCAGCUGGCUGGAUAAUUUCGAGCCCACUUGGACCAGUGAGUUGGAGACCAGUGAGGCAGAUAACAUCCUGCUGGCCGGACACCUACACCUCAUCAAAACGCUGCUUUCACUGUGCGGCAAUGAGAAAGAGCAGUUCGGUCCGUCUCUGAUCCAGCAGCUGCUAGACGACUUCCUGUUUAGAGCAUCUCGAAUCAUCCUGAACAGUGACAGCUCAUCUAGCACUACAGCAUCUAUACAUGACUUUCACCCAAAGUGCAGUACAGUCAGCAGUCGUCUGGCGGCGUAUGAGGUGCUGGUCAUGUUGUCCGACAGCUCUCUCACUAACAUGCAGCUCAUCACUAAAGAACUGCUGUCCAUGCACCAUCAGUCUGACCCCUCCCUCACCAAAGAGUUUGACUAUCUUCCUCCUGUAGACAGUCGGUCUGUGUCUGGUUUUGUGGGGCUGAAGAACGGAGGUGCCACCUGCUACAUGAACGCAGUCUUCCAGCAGCUCUACAUGCAGCCUGGACUGCCUGAGGCUGUUUUGUCGAUUGAAGAUGACACAGAAAAUCCAGAGGAGAGCGUGUUCUGCCAGGUUCAAUCUCUGUUUGGCCACUUGAUGGAGAGCAAACUGCAGUACUACGUACCUGAGAACUUCUGGAAGAUCUUUAAGAUGUGGAAUAAAGAACUAUUCGUGCGUGAACAGCAGGACGCCUAUGAGUUCUUCACCAGUCUUGUUGACCAGCUUGAUGAACAUCUGAAGAAAAUCGGCCGAGAGCAGAUCUUCAAAAACACAUUCCAGGGCAUUUUCUCCGAUCAGAAGAUAUGCAAAGACUGCCCACACAGGUAUGAGCGUGAGGAGACUUUCAUGGCUUUGAAUCUGGGUGUGACGUCCUGUCAGAGUUUGGAGAUCUCUCUGGAUCAGUUUGUCAGAGGAGAGGUUCUGGACGGAAGCAAUGCCUAUUACUGCGAGAAGUGUAAAGAGAAGCGAAUCACUGUGAAGCGGACCUGUAUAAAGUCUCUGCCCAGUGUGCUGGUCAUCCACCUCAUGCGCUUUGGUUUUGACUGGGAAAGCGGCCGGUCCAUCAAAUACGAUGAGCAGAUCAGAUUUCCCUGGGUGCUGAACAUGGAGCCGUAUACAGUGUCAGGAAUGGCUCGUCAGGACUCGAGCGUGGAUCACGGAGAGAAUGGCAGAGGGGGUGAGGCCGCUUCCGGCGGAUCACCUCGGAAGAAGGUCACCAUCUCUGAGAACUAUGAGCUGGUGGGAGUGGUUGUGCACAGCGGACAAGCCCACGCGGGACACUAUUAUUCAUUUAUUAAAGACCGCCGCGCAAGAGGACGGUGGUACAAGUUUAAUGACAACGUUGUGGAAGAGUUCGACAUGAACGAUGAGACCCUGGAGUACGAGUGUUUUGGGGGAGAGUACAGACCAAAAGUUUAUGAUCAGUCUAACCCCUACCCAGACGUCCGGCGGCGCUACUGGAACGCUUACAUGCUGUUCUACCAGCGGAUCAGUGACCAGAACUCUCCGGUGCUCCCCAAGAAGAGCCGUGUGAGCAUCAUGAGGCAAGAAGCAGAAGAUCUGUCGCUGUCAGCACCUUCCUCUCCAGAGAUCUCACCCCAGUCCUCUCCACGGCCACCCAGAGCCAACAACGACCGGCUCACCCUGCUCACACGCUUGGUCAAGAAAGGAGAAAAGAAGGGACUGUUUGUGGAGAAGAUGCCUGCUAGGAUUUAUCAGAUGGUGAGAGAUGAAAAUCUGAAGUUCAUGAAGAACAGAGACGUGUACAACGGCGAUUACUUUAGCUUCACGCUGUCUCUGGCCUCUGUCAAUGCUACAAAGUUAAAGCAUCCAUCAUAUCAAGCAAUGGCAAAAACCAGCCUGCAGCUCGCCGUUCAGUUUCUCUUCCACACGUACCUGCGCACCAAAAAGAAACUCAGGGUGGACACAGAGGAGUGGAUCGCUACUGUGGAGGUCCUGUUGUCCAAGAGCAGUGAAGCGUGCCAGUGGAUGGUACAGUACCUGGUGUCCCCUGAAGGCCGUGAGAUCAUCAAGAUCUGUCUGUUGGAAUGCAGUGUGCGGGAGGUUCGUGUCGUGGUGGCCACUGUCCUGGAGAAGACGCUUGAGAGCGCUCUGUAUUUCCAGGAUGCAGGACUGGACUGUCUGUUAGACAUGCUGCUCUCUCUUUUGGAUAAAGACGUAGCAGACAACUGCAAGAACUGCUCGCAGUACUUCAGCCUCUUCAGUAACUUUGCACAGAGGGGUACUGGGCCGUGUCAGCUGCUGCUGAAACAUUCAGCCUAUCGCCGGAUGCUUGUAUUCCUGCUGGGACCCAACCGACAAAGCAACCAGCAUCGUCGCUGGAGUUCAGCACAGGCUCGUGAGUUCCUGCAUCUUCACAACACUUUGGCCCUGAUUGUGCUCCACACGGACCUCGCGUCUCAGAGGACGGAGGCCCAAGGAGUGUUUAAGCAAAGUUCUUCGGGACUGGUGGCUUCAUCUUCUCCUCUCCUGCCUCUAGAUUCAGACAUCAACACAUUGCUCUUCAAAUCUGAGGGUCAGACGUAUCUCAUGGAGGUGAUGUUUGCCAUGCGUGAGCUGUCAGGCCCUCUGUCGUUCCUCAUAGAGAUGAUAACAUAUUGCUCCUUCUGUAAUGAGCCUUUCUCACUGGAGGUUUUGCAGUUACUCAAGAACCAUCUGGAGACGGCUCCUCCCCAUGAGCUGAAGAACGUCUUUCAGCUGCUUUUGGAGAUCCUGAUGGUAGAGGAUCCUCUGCAAUCCCAGCGACUCAAAUAUGCAUUUGAAUCUGAAAAGGGGCUUCUGGCGUUAAUGCAUCAGAGCAACAACGUGGACAGCAGCCGUUGCUACCAGUGUGUGAAGUUCUUGGUCACACUGGCUCAGAAAUGUUCCCCAGCUAAAGACUAUUUUAAAGAGCUCUCGGGACAUUGGAGCUGGGCUGUGCAGUGGCUACAGAAGAAGAUGUCUGAACACUACUGGACGCCUCAAAGUAACGUGUCAAAUGAGACGUCCACAGCUAAAACCUUCCAGCGCACCAUCUCAGCACAGGACACAUUGGCUUAUGCUACAGCUUUACUCAAUGAGAAGGAUCAGUCUGGAAGCAGUAAUGGUUCAGAUGGCAGUCCAGCCAAUGAGAACUCAGACAGAAGUCUCCGACAGGGAUCAGAAUCGCCAAUGAUGUUGGGGGAUUCUCGAAGUGAUUUGGAAGACGUGGACCCUUAACUCUCCCGAUUGUUUUUACACAGCGAAACGCAUACGUUUCCCUCCGACAGAAAGAUGUUGAGGCUCUAAAGAGACAAUCAGAUACUAGCAUUUGAUCUCGGGACUGGAAUUGAAGCGCCUGCAACAGACGAGCCCAUCCGAGCUCUCGCUCUUCAGGUCACCUCGCUGGAGUUGCAAACGGACACGAAAAUCUCGAGUUUUUUAUCUCCCGAAGGUCAUCGGUUAAAGCCUGAUGGGAUAAAGUUAAAGUUCAGGUCUCGGGAAGUUCAUGUUUCUGUCAGACAAACGGGGGAUAAUAAAAACGGAGGGUUACCUUUGAAAUUUUUACACAGAUGCAACGGUGCCAGAGGGGACGUUUUAACGGAAAUCAAGUCAGCGUGUAUUUGCCAAUGUAAUUAAGUAGAUACUAUUCAUGAGAAAUGUAAAGAUGUGUUCCAUACGUGUAAUUUCAAAUGUAAAAUAAUAUUUUUAAGAAUC